AUGGCCACCUUCAUAGAGCUUAGUACCAAAGCCAAGAUGCCCAUCAUGGGUCUGGGCACCUGGAAGUCUUCCCCAGGGCAAGUCAAAGACGCUGUGCGGACAGCCAUUGACGUGGGUUAUCGCCUCAUCGACUGUGCCUACGUGUACAUGAACGAGAGUGAGGUGGGGGAGGCCAUCCAGGAGAAGAUCCAAGAGAAGGUCGUGAGGCGAGAGGACCUUUUCAUUGUCAGCAAGCUGUGGGCCACCUUCUUCGAGAGGCCACUGGUGAAGCAAGCCUGUCAGAAGACCCUCAUGGAUCUGAAACUGGACUAUCUGGACCUCUACCUCAUUCACUGGCCACAGGGGCUGCAGCCGGGGAGUGAACUUUAUCCCACAGAUGAGAAAGGCAAUUUCCUCGUCAGUAAAACAACAUUCCUGGAUGCCUGGGAGGCCAUGGAGGAGCUGGUGGACGAGGGGCUGGUGAAAGCUAUCGGUAUCGCCAACUUCAACCACUUCCAGAUCGAGAGGCUCUUGAACAAGCCUGGCUUGAAACACAAGCCAGUGGCUAUCCAGAUCGAGUGUCACCCAUACCUGACGCAGGAGAAGCUGAUCCAGUACUGUCAGGACAGAGGCAUUGUGGUCACUGCCUUCUGCCCCCUGGGCUCUGCAGACAGGCCUUGGGCCAAACCAGAGGACCCUUCACUGCUGGAGGACCCAAAGAUUAAGCAGAUUGCAGCAAACCACAACAAAACUGCAGCCCAGGUCCUGAUCCGCUUCCAUCUUCAGAGGAAUGUGACCGCAAUUCCCAAGGCUGUGACCCCAGAGCAUAUUGCUGAGAACAUCCAGGUCUUCGACUUCCAGCUGAGUGAUGAAGAGAUGACGACCCUGUUCAGCUUCAACAGGAAUUGGAGGAUCUUAAACAUCGUGGAGGGCGCCUGUUUGGAGGACUUCCCUUUCACAGCAGAAUAUUGA
This is a messenger RNA of Elephantulus edwardii (Cape elephant shrew), 951 nucleotides long. RefSeq names its product aldo-keto reductase family 1, member B10 (aldose reductase) (gene AKR1B10). The coding region runs from base 1 to 951 and encodes 316 amino acids. The transcript is spliced from 10 exons. NCBI's taxonomy places the organism in Eukaryota, Metazoa, Chordata, Mammalia, Macroscelidea, Macroscelididae. Gene Ontology annotation, cellular component: cytosol; mitochondrion. Gene Ontology annotation, molecular function: aldose reductase (NADPH) activity. The record is from RefSeq and is a predicted model, not a curated record.